GGAUAGAUCAUGCUUUGGGGUCGUAUUGCAGUCAACGGCAUUGAGAACAUUUCAUGGGUAGAGGGAAGAAUGGAUUAAAUUAAUUUCCAACAAAUUCUGGACCUAAACAUCCAACAAAUCUCCUGACCUAAACAUCACUGAAAAUUUGUGGACAGACCUCAAAAGAGCAGUGCGUGCAAGAUGGCCUAGGAAUCUCACAGAACUGGAAGGAAGAAUGGGCGAAAAUUCCUCAAACAAGAACUGAAAGGCUCUUGGCAGGCUACAAAAAGCAUUUACAAACUACUUGCCAAAGGAGGUUCUACUAGAAAGCAGUGAACCACCCACGUGACAUCGAGACACCUUUACUGAAGGGUUGUUCUGCAUAACAACAUUGACUGAUCCGUCCACUGGGUUGACUAUAAUCUACGGUCAGAAUGUCCAGCAACGACCUGUACUUGCUUUAUCAUGGACUUUUAUUACCAAAGACUGUACACACAGACGACAGUUUGAAAUAUUUUGAGUCGUUUCAAGUGCAGGAUGAUGACGUGAUUGUAGUGACUUAUCCCAAAUCUGGUACAACAUGGAUGCAGGAAAUUCUUCUCCUGCUUCUGAAUGGAGGGGAUUUUACACCAGUACUGACCAUCCCCAACUGGGACAGAAUGCCUUGGCUUGAGGAGACACGUGCUGCUGAAAUCGCAGAAAAGCUGAGUGCUCCACGGGCCUUCGUGUCUCACAUGCCUUAUCAUCUGAUGCCUUCCUCUUUCUUCUCUUCUAAGGCUAAGGUCAUUUAUGUUUCUAGAAACCCAAAAGAUGUCCUGGUUUCCUCUUUUCAUUUCCAUCAAAUGGCCAGUUUUCUGCAUGACCCAGGAACCUUGGAAGAAUUUGCAGACCAAUUCCUAGCAGGGAAUGUGAUGUUUGGAAAGUGGACAGAUCAUGUGAAGAGCUGGAGAAACACGGAUCUGGGUGACAGAAUCUUUUAUGUCACGUACGAGGAGAUGAUUCAGGAUCUGCAUGGUGUUCUCGAACGCAUGUUAUUCUUUCUUGGUAAGUGCCUGAGCAAAGAAGCUCAGACCCGUGUGACUGAACACUGUGCAUUUAUAAAUAUGAAGCAAAACAAAAUGUCCAACUAUUCACUGGUGCCAGAGGCGGUAAUGGACACCAAGAAGUCUACUUUUCUCAGAAAAGGAAUUGUUGGAGAUUGGAAGAAUUAUUUCAGCCCAGAGUUGGAGUCGAAGUUCAACACAGCAAUUUGUGAAGAAUUAAAGGGAACUGACAUCAAAUUCCCCAUAUAAUAAUUGUCAUGAUUCUAUUAUACCAAAGUUUGUGCUUAUAAUUUAAAUUAUAAUUUGGUAUGAUUUAAACAAAAUAAGAAUAACAAAAAAAAGUAGCUGAACUCACCCAGAACAUGAACAGAUUAUUGCUAAAUUACAAUUGCAGAAACACAUCACCCUGCGGAAAAAUCCAGCAUAUACCAGCAUGAAUUCCAUGCUGGUCCAGGCUGUUUUUUACUGGUUCAUGCUGGUAUAAUGCUGGUCAGUGCU
This is a messenger RNA of Tachysurus vachellii, 1520 nucleotides long. Its product is annotated as sulfotransferase 2B1-like. Gene Ontology annotation, molecular function: sulfotransferase activity. Bases 414 to 1271 code for a protein of 285 amino acids. Lineage: Eukaryota; Metazoa; Chordata; Actinopteri; Siluriformes; Bagridae. Gene Ontology annotation, cellular component: cytoplasm. The transcript is spliced from 7 exons. The record is from RefSeq and is a predicted model, not a curated record. Gene Ontology annotation, biological process: sulfation.